Molecule: messenger RNA, 2599 nt
Organism: Calidris pugnax (ruff)
Lineage: Eukaryota; Metazoa; Chordata; Aves; Charadriiformes; Scolopacidae
Gene: CCDC3
Product: coiled-coil domain containing 3
Exons: 3
Biological process (GO): negative regulation of gene expression
Cellular component (GO): extracellular region
Source: RefSeq, a predicted model, not a curated record
GGUUGCCAACUGCCGGCCGAGUGGCGACCCCUCAGCGAGGGCUGCCGAGCCGAGCUGGCGGCGAUCAUCGUCUACGCCCGGGUGCUGGCCCUGCACCCCGACCCUUACGGCGCCUAUAACUACCUGCCCUGGCAGAGGGGUCCCCCCGGCGGCCCCCAGCAAGGAGCGGGGGGGCUUUUUUACUCGGCCGAGAUCGAGUUGCUGUGCGACCAGGCGUGGGGCAGCAUGUUGGAGGUGCCCGCCGGCUCCCGCCUCAACCUCACCGGCCUCGGCUACUUCUCCUGCCACUCGCACACCGUCAUGCAAGGCUACGCUUAUUUCUUCUUCCUCCGAAUGGAUGAGAACUACAUCCUCCUGCCGCACGGAGUCAACUUCCAGGAGGCGAUUUUCCCAGACACCCAGGAGAACAGAAGGAUGUUUGCCAGCCUCUUCCAGUUUUCUAACUGCUCUCAGGCACAGCACGUGUUGAGCUUCGCCAGUGACUGGGAGAUUCAGGAGGACAACCGGCUCAUGUGCUCCUCGGUCCAAAAAGCCCUGUUUGAGGAGGAGGACAGAGUGAAGAAGUUGCAGCAGAAGGUGGCAACGCUGGAGAAGCGCAACAAGCAGCUGCGAGAUCGGGUGAAGAAAGUCAAGAGGUCUCUCCGGCAAGCCAGGAAAAACACCAGGCACAUGGAGCAGAUGAACCGAAAGCUCAGCGAGAAACUUUCCUCUGCAGGUGGUCAAAUCCCCUAUAUUAACUCUUUGAAGCAGGAGAACUCCCAUGGUACCUACCUUAAAGUAUAAUGCAAGGCUAAGUGCUCAGGCCAAUGAUACUGGUGAAUUUUGCCUGCAUUAGAUCAGGAUCUGGCCCUCACACCUUGUCUACACUGUGCUUCAAACCUUGCAUGGAAAGUGAAUCUGAACUUGCUUUAGACACAGUGCUAGAUUAAACAGGAAUGCAAACCGUGUUUGGCUGGGUGUUGGAGGCACAGCCCAGAGCCGUGUCCUUGCUGUCCUCGGUGGACUGUAAUCUGUGCUUCUUGGCCCUCAACCCCCCUCCACCUCCCUCACUACUUUUAGGUUGUCUUUGAUGGAAGUGCCAGUUCAGCCCCAUGGGCUAUUGCAGGCACUUGACACGGGAAGUCUUCUUGGAAAGAUCUGGUGCCUACUUACCUCCUCCACAUGGGCUGGGCAAGCAAGGCCAGGGCAAUAUAUGGAAAUGGAUGCUGUAGGAAAGAUGCAGGUAUGAAUGGUCUUUGCUCCAUCAUCACCCCCAAGCUCUCAAACUCCCUUAAGCUUGACUAAAAUCUACAUCCAGAGUCUGAGCAAAGGCUCUGUCCGGGAUACGGUCAGUUUGUGUCCCUCUUCAAAAUGAAGCAACGUGCCCAAAGUGUCUUAAGAGUGUUUCUAAAUAUCCCUAAAUAUUCUAAAUAAAAUAUCUAAUAUUUUUUAUUUUACCAGGAAGUGCCUCAAAGGUCUCAGUAACUCCCUCAGGUGCCUUUAUGGAACGUGCCUUUUUGCCCAUGGAAACCACAUCAUUUUGGGACUGUGUCUAGGACCUAAUCCCGCUCCUGUGGUCAGGAGUGGACUUAGCCUUACUAUUAGUGGGUGCUGGAUGAGGCUCCGCAGACAAUUUCAGAUCCCAUUUUCAAGCAGGUUUAAUUUACAGUGUGGACAAGGCUUCAAGUUUUGUAAUCACUGUUUGAGGUAUAAUGGAGGUUGCUGGGCAGCCUCACUUAGUUACACUUAGAUACUGUAGAGACCACAUCAAUAUCAACAGGGCAUUAAAAACUAAGGUAGUUUAUAUAUGUAUAUAUUUUAAAAUCCUAUAGAAAAUAUUUUUAUUACACAUUUGAUAUAGUCUAAUUUCUUAAAAUAUGAAGUAAAUCCUGUUUCUUGGUUACUCUCAUUUAAAAAAGAAAACAAAGCCCAUCAUGUCCUUUAUUAGACAUUUACAAACUGACUUUUUCUCAAGCAGCAUAGGUUAAGGCAUCCAUGGCUGAUGACAUUUUCAGCUGUGUUAAUGUACCAGAGCAUGUCCUGGGUCUUGGUACUCAACUGCCCUUCCUUCCUAACAGGGCACCAUAAGGAGAGAAAGGUAGAAGAAGAGGUUUUAUGUUUUUCUUCCCUUCUCAAAAUAGUUUUUCUUACUCCAAGCAUGAAAUCCAAGUGUAGAUAUGCUUCAUGCUUUUCGACAGGGGCAGCCAGCCCUUGCCCAGCCCCGGGCAACACUGACAAUCUGCCAGGGCUAAAUCUGAUUUGUACGAGGUGGACUGAUCCAGAUGUUCUUUAACACAGAGGCGAGGCCCUCAGAAAGACCAGCGUGCAAACCACCACUCUGCUUCUAACUCUCCACACUUUACCAGAUCACUGCAUGGUCUCCGUGCUGUGUCUCAGCACUCAAAAUGCUCAAAAAUAGAGUAUCUCCAGGCUACAGCCCUGUGGGACAUGCUUUAACUAUCCUGUGCUAGGAAAAGCCCAUAUCAGCUUUCAGCCCUGAGCUUCAGUCCAAGCUGAACUCCAAAGUUAAGCCUUGUGUUGGCUUCUAGGAUGCUGCUGAGUUUAAUCACCUUCCAGUUUUGCUCCUUUUGGAAAUAAAGCUUUUUUUUUUUUCCUUUCU